This is a messenger RNA of Lathyrus oleraceus (garden pea), 543 nucleotides long. RefSeq lists its product as uncharacterized. NCBI's taxonomy places the organism in Eukaryota, Viridiplantae, Streptophyta, Magnoliopsida, Fabales, Fabaceae. The record is from RefSeq and is a predicted model, not a curated record. The coding region runs from base 1 to 543 and encodes 180 amino acids. The transcript has a single exon.
AUGGUAAAUAGGAAUCAGAAUGCCGAUGAUAUCAUACGGCAAGUUCGAUAUGAUGAUGUGGCAGUAAAUAAUAAUCUAGCCGCUAUAGUCGAGAGGAUUAUGGUUAGAAAUGGGGUGAAUUUUGGUCUCAGAAGACCUAAUUAUACGUCGCCUUUGGAAGAAUAUGUCUUACAGACAGAUGCGCCCCUGAGGACCAAAAUCCCCAAAUUUUUCACCAAGUUUGCUGGGGAUACUACUGAGUCUACUAUUGAACAUGUGGAGAGAUACCUAAUUGAAGUUGAAGAUAUGUCAAAUAAUGAGAAUCUUCAGAUGAAAUUUUUUCCAAGUUCUCUUACCAAGAAUGCUUUUACAUGGUUCACAACUUUGCCCCAGAAUUCGAUCCAUUCAUGGAACCAACUCGAAAAAAUGUUCCAUGAACAGUUCUACAUGGGGAAAACAAAGAUAAGUUUGAAAGAGUUGGCUAGUGUCAGACGAAAAUUCACUGAGCCAAUUGACGACUACCUGAAUAGAUUUCGACUACUCAAAGCCAGGUGUUUUAUGUAA